Molecule: messenger RNA, 1522 nt
Organism: Xyrauchen texanus (razorback sucker)
Lineage: Eukaryota; Metazoa; Chordata; Actinopteri; Cypriniformes; Catostomidae
Product: UPF0415 protein C7orf25 homolog
Exons: 3
Coding region: 86-1393 (435 amino acids)
Source: RefSeq, a predicted model, not a curated record
CUUCUUCGACUUCGUGGUUGAAAAGUGUCGGCUAAAAACAGAGACAGAACUUGAACCUGUACAUUCUGAAUAAUGUUCAACAGCAAUGGCCACUUACACCACGCUGCAGGACAGAAUCAGUGUAGCCAAGGAGCUGCUUGAGCGAGUGGACAAGGUUUGUAGCCGGCAAGGCCGUGAUGUUGAGGGUCGUGCUAAAUUGUGCAGUAAGCUCAGAGCUGAGAUCAAGUUCCUGCAAAAGGUGGAGGCUGGCAUGGUCAUGAUCAAGGAGUCUCACCUACAAAGUACCAACCUUACGCACUUGAGGGCCAUCGUGGAGUCAGCUGAGAACCUAGAGAAUGUGGUGAGUGUCCUGCAUGUGUUUGCCUAUGAAGGACCUGAUGGGCAGAAGCAGACAUUGGUGGUUGAUGUGGUGGCAAAUGGCGGACACACAUGGGUGAAAGCCAUUGGGCGCAAGGCUGAGGCACUACACAAUAUCUGGCAAGGCUGUGGCCAGUAUGGGGAUAAAAGUGUGAUACGGCAAGCAGAAGAUUACCUCGAGGCCAGUCAGCAGCAGCCUGUGCAGUACAGCAAUCCUCAUAUUAUCUUUGCUUUCUACAAUGGUGUGUCCAGCCCUAUGGCUGACAAGCUGAAAGAAAUUGGUAUAUCUGUAAAAGGUGAUAUUGUUACUGUUAAUACAAUGAUUGGAGGUGGAGAGGAGGAUGAAAGUGAAGACAAACAUAGUUUGGAGGAAGAGAACCACGAGGUAGAGAAUGAAGUUAAGGAGGUGGAUGUUGAUGACUAUGACGACGACAGUGAUGAUGCAGACCUCAUGCACACUCGAGUCGUUAGAGACACCAUUGUGGCCAGCCUUGCCUUCCCCACUGAGGUGAAGGUAGACGUUUGCAUCAGAGUCAACCUUGACAUCACUACACUGAUCGCUUAUGUGUCUUCCCUCAGCCACGGUAACUGUCACUUCACUUUUAAGGAGGUGGUGUUGACUGAACAAGCUGCACAGGAACGGCGAGAGAAUGUCCUGCCCAAGCUGGAGGAGUUCAUGAAGGGAAAAGAACUGUUUGCUUGUCAUUCUGCCAUUGAGGACUUCCACGUCAUCCUGGACACAUUAGGAGGCCCAAGAGAAAAAGCCAGAGCGGAGGAGCUGCUAGCCAGGCUAAAGGUGGUUCCAGACCAGCCCUCUGAGCGCACCAAACGCUUAGUAAUUAGCUCAAAGGUAAACCGUAGAUCACUGAUGAUCUUUGGGACAGGAGACACAUUGCAGGCUGUCACUAUGACUGCAAAUAGUGGUUUUGUUCGUGCUGCUGCUAACCAGGGUGUGCGCUAUAGUGUGUUCAUCCACCAGCCCCGUGCACUCACUGAGGGGAAGGAAUGGAGAGCAACACCGAUAUGGUUUCCUUAAUACCCAUCUACCUUGCAAUUUUAACUACUUGGUCAUCAUCAUCAUUGCACUGCCACCUGCCUCUCAUUGCUUGAAGCCAUGGCUGCUAAUAGGAAUGCUUUGGCCCUUCACAAAGUGAUAAUGGUGGGC